This is a messenger RNA of Diospyros lotus (date-plum), 1764 nucleotides long. RefSeq lists its product as uncharacterized. Bases 31 to 312 code for a protein of 93 amino acids. Lineage: Eukaryota; Viridiplantae; Streptophyta; Magnoliopsida; Ericales; Ebenaceae. The transcript has 2 exons. The record is from RefSeq and is a predicted model, not a curated record.
UUUUUAUUUAUUCAUUGUUUUCCUUUGUCGAUGAGUCAUGGAGAAGGGAGGUCGGCGGCGAGAUGCGACCGGCUGCAUCGGGCGCUGUGCGACUGCCACCAGCGAGUCCCUGAGGGUCCACCGCGGGAGGCGGCCUGUCGCCACCUGAACCGGUCUCUGGCGGAGUGCCUGGUGGACUUGAUCUGCCCCGCGGAGUCUGAGGCCGUCCGGAGCCUCUGUUCCAGCGGCGGCACCGCUCUCAAGCGCUCUCAGUGCCAACGAGCCCAGCUCUCCCUCGCCGUCUGCCUCUCUUCUCACCAAACCCAACCCUGAGCCCUGAACCCUGUCCCCCCCCCCCCCCUCCCCGCUUGAUUAUAUUCAAAACCCUACACCGAAUCCCCUGUCGCUCUCGUGACCGCUCGCACUUGUGCUUUUUAGGAUAAUGCAGCCCACGUCCUGUUUUGUAUGGGAAGGUUGUUCAUGUCUGUCUACUAUAAAAAGGCCUGCGAAUGAAAUUGAAGAAGACCAAAAAAAAAAGACAAAAAAAAGAAGGGCAACAAUCUUCUCAAUUUCUCCCCCAAACUAAUUCUCCUAGAUCUGACUGGUGGUAUAUCAGAAAAGCUCAUUAUGCAGCUAGGAGCCUGUACAUCUCACUGCACUAGGGAUCACUGCUGUUUUGCGACAAUUUCACAAAUGUGAAAUCAGUGGCAGCUGAUGCUCACAAAAGUCAGAUGAAGUGGAUGCUACUAGCGAACAAAUUCCACCACCAGAAGAGCAUUUCACGAUGCAGCAAUACCUGAGGUUUCUGACAUGUCCACAGAUGUAGAGGCUUGCAGAGCAGCUGGCUUUAGUUGUAGUGCACUCAACACUCAAUGUUGAAUUUGCUGUUAGGCUUCAACCAGGUUGGAAGUCACCUCACUUGCUAAUCUAUUGAAGGAAUGUACUACCACACAUGAAGGGUACAAAAGGGAGUUAGUUCUUGGCUGCAGUCACUAUAGAGGUGAUCUGAUUGCCACACAUGGUUGUUAUUGCCUCUAGAAGAGCCCCAGUCAUUGCAGGCAGCGUAAUAUUGGAACAAGUGGCAAAACGCAUGAGUGCUUUGCCAUGCCAAAGGCUGCUGAUUUUUACCGGUGUUUUGGUCCUUCACUCUUCUAUCUUCUGAAAAUUGUCAAUGCUCCUAGUUUGGCAAGAUACAUGGUCCAGAAUUUGUCAAGUUGAUGGAAGGAGACGAGAUGCCCAUGAACACGUUGUAUUAUUUAUGGAUAACUUAAGUCUCCACACUGUAGAAAAAACUUGAGGCUUGGGGAAUUCUCCAAGCCCCUUUUGGGCAAAGGUCUGAAAGCAUAUACAUGCUAUGCAAACCUCCUAGUCGGAUCAGCUUAUUUGUGGAUUCUUUGGUAAAGAAGAUACAUUCAAAUUUUUUCUAUGUGGAGGAAAGAUUGAACACUCUACACCUCAUUAGAGAAACUGGACCUAGGGAAGAUGUGCUACAUAUAUUUGGAAGUUUCAUGAGAAGGUAGGAGAUAUUCAAGACUCCUUAUUAGAGGAUAAGUUGGUAAAAAAUCUGUACUGGGGUGAUGAUCCCUUAACUGAAUAGUAUAAAUUUAGGGCAAGGAUAGACCGAUUUUCAUGUAUAGUAUAAAUUUGUACUAAUAAUAACCUUGGCCAAGUAGGCUUAGAUUCUGGAUCCUAUAUACGACUUUGUUGUCUGGAUAUAAGAUGUAAAAUUCAUGUUUGAUCAUCGUCUUAUUCAUCUGGUAAUAUUAUUUGCACAUGAUUAAUCCA